This is a messenger RNA of Zalophus californianus (California sea lion), 1595 nucleotides long. RefSeq names its product DLA class I histocompatibility antigen, A9/A9 alpha chain-like. The transcript has 8 exons. Lineage: Eukaryota; Metazoa; Chordata; Mammalia; Carnivora; Otariidae. Bases 88 to 1179 code for a protein of 363 amino acids. Gene Ontology annotation, cellular component: external side of plasma membrane. Gene Ontology annotation, biological process: antigen processing and presentation of endogenous peptide antigen via MHC class I via ER pathway, TAP-independent; antigen processing and presentation of endogenous peptide antigen via MHC class Ib; immune response. Gene Ontology annotation, molecular function: peptide antigen binding; signaling receptor binding. The record is from RefSeq and is a predicted model, not a curated record.
AGCCAAUCAGCGGCACCGCGGUUCCGGCUUAUAAAGUCUCCGCACCCCGAGCCCAGCUGCGACUCACAGUGUCCCCAGACCGCGAACAUGCAGGUCGUGAUGCCCCGAACCCUCGUCCUGCUGCUGUCGGGGGCCCUGGCCGUGACCGAGACCUGGGCGGGCUCCCACUCCCUGAGGUAUUUCUACACCGGUGUGUCCCGGCCCGGCCGCGGGGAGCCCCGCUUCAUCAUCGUCGGCUACGUGGACGACACGCAGUUCGCGCGGUUCGACAGCGACUCUGUCAGUCUGAGGUACGAGCCGCGGGCGCCGUGGAUCGAGCGGGAGGGGCCGGAGUACUGGGACCAGGAGACGCGGAGAGCCAAGGACAGCGCACAGACUUUCCGAGUGGGCCUGAACACCCUGCGCGGCUACUACAACCAGAGCGAGGCCGGCUCUCACACCAUCCAGUGGAUGUACGGCUGUGACGUGGGCCCCGACGGGAAGCUCCUCCGCGGGUACAGUCAGGACGCCUACGACGGCAGGGAUUACAUCGCCCUGAACGAGGACCUGCGCUCCUGGACCGCGGCGGACACGGCGGCGCAGAUCAGCCGCCGCAAGUGGGAGGCGGCCGGUGUGGCGGAGCAGUACAGGAACUACCUGGAGGGCACCUGCGUGGAGUGGCUCGGCAGGUACCUGGAGCACGGGAAGGAGACGCUGCAGCGCGCAGAACCCCCCAAAACAGAUGUGACGCACCACCCCAUCUCUGACCAAAGAGUCACCCUGAGGUGUUGGGCCCUGGGCUUCUACCCUGCGGAGAUCACUCUGACCUGGCAGCGGGAUGGGGAGGACCUGACCCAGGACACAGAGCUUGUGGAGACCAGGCCUGCAGGAGAUGGGACCUUCCAGAAGUGGGCAGCAGUGGUGGUGCCUUCUGGACGGGAGCAGAGAUACACGUGCCAUGUGCAGCAUGAAGGGCUGUCCGAGCCCCUCACCUUGAGAUGGCAACCGCCGCCUCAGCCCACCAUCCCCAUCACCUGGAUCAUUGCUGGUGUGGUUCUCCUUGCGGUCACUGUGGCCCUGAUUGGAGCUGGGAUCUGGAAGAUGAAGCGCUCAGGAGGGAAAGGACCAGGCUACUCUCAUGCUGCAGGUGAUGACAGUGCCCAGGGCUCUGAUGUGUCUCUCACGGCUCCUCAAGUGUGAGACCAGCUGCCUUGCGGGGACUGAGUGAUGCAAGAUGUGUUCACACCCCCACUUGGUGACAUCAACAACCCCUGACUUCUCUUUCCGCAAAAAGUGUCAGAUGUGUCUGUGUUCCUAUGAGCAUAAUGUGAGGACAUGAGAUUUGCCCACCUACCCACCACGACCCCUCCCUAUGCUGAUUUGCAUUCUCUUCUCUGAUGUGCUUUCCUGUUCCAGCAGAGGCGGGGCUGGACCAUCUCCAUCCCUGUCUUUAUUUCACGUUGGGCUGAGUACUAAUGACAUUUCCCUACGAAAAUUAGAAUCCAGAUAUAUGUUUUCUUUCCUAAUUCUUGGCAUGUGGGGCUGAUGAGGUAAUAAAAGAGGAAAUUUGUAAAGUUGAGACAGCAAAUAAAUGAAGCCCUGAGAACCUUCCAGAA